Cuscuta campestris is the source of this 530-nucleotide messenger RNA. Lineage: Eukaryota; Viridiplantae; Streptophyta; Magnoliopsida; Solanales; Convolvulaceae. The record is from the annotation of a GenBank genome assembly.
UUUAUCUUCUCUUUUUUUCCCUUAUCAACGGUCGCUUCAAUUCUUCACAACGGAGAGGAAGAAGAUCCACAAUUAUGAUCGCCAGGUAUGCGUGAAGCUGCUCGUUUGUUGUUUGCUGUGGAGAAACUUAGACCCACUCAUCAACUGAAAGGGAGAUGGGUUGGGACUAUGAUGCCUAGGAGACAAGAAAGUGAUGAUAGAGGAGGAGGAGGAGAAGGAGGAAGAGGGCAGAUUGGGAAAGAAAAUCACGAUCCCGUCGCUGCCUUUAGCAGUCCGCCACCAAUUCCACCUUUCAUGGGACCUCUGGUUGUUCUUUCAUUGUUGCAACCAAGGGACGGAAACGAUGUCCGAUCAUGAGAGGUGACCCUUUGUUUCAUGCAUCUUGAAUGAAUGUAGAGUUGAAACUUGGAAGUGAUGCGUCCUUGAAGUUGUUUUCUGCUGAUCGUGUGUCUUGCUAUAGCUUACUAAACUUAAACGUAGACUGUUUUGUGUCAUACUACGUAUAUGAUUAGUAAAAUAAGAGAUGGAGA